CGCUUCCUAACUGCCUGGUUGCCUUCCCAGAGCCCUGAGGUUUUCAAAGCAACCACAAUGAACAAGUUCCUCUGCUGCACGCUUGUGUUGCUGGACAUUUUUGUGAAAUGGACUGUUCAGGAGACCGCUCCUCCCAAGCAUCCCUAUUAUGACCGUAGAAGCAGACGCCAGUUGAUGUGCGAUCAGUGCCCUGCAGGGACUUACGUCCAAAAGCCCUGCACUGUGACAUCACAGACCGUGUGUGCUCCAUGCCCAGAAGGCUAUUAUGAAGAUGACUGGAACUUCGAUGACGAAUGCUUCUACUGCAAUGCCGUGUGCCAGGAGCUGCAGUUCGUGAGUCAAGAAUGCACCAGCACCCAGAAGCGUAUCUGCGAAUGCGUCGAAGGGCGGUACUUCGAAAUAGAAUACUGCGCGAAGCACAGAAAAUGCCCUCCAGGUUUUGGAGUUGUUGAGAAAGGAACCCCUUGGACCGACACUGUUUGCGAGAGGUGUCCAGAAGGCUAUUUUUCCAAUGAAUUUUCAACCUCAGCACCCUGCCGAAAAGUCGAGCCACGGAGUGGAGAUGCGAAACAGGACAAUGUGUGGCACGGAGAAGAAACCAACAAAUCAGAUCAGCAAUGUGAAAUUGAUGUAACCUUAUGUGAGGAGGCAUUCUUCCGAUUCGCAGUUCCUACCAAACUCACCCCCGACUGGCUGAACUCAUUAACAGACAGCCUGCCAGGGAAGAAUAUCACCACGGAAGCCUUACAAAAGAUUAAACAAAGGCACAGCCCGCAGGAACAGACCUUCCAGCUCCUGAAGUUAUGGAAGCAGCAGAACAAAGACCACAGUGUGGUCAUGAAAAUUAUACAAGACAUCGAUCUUUGUGAGAACAGCGUCUUAAAGCAGAUCGGCCACCUCCGCGUCACUCCUGAGCAGCUCAACAUGCUGAUGGAAAAUUUACCAGGGGAAAAAGUUGGUAAAGAGGAGACUGAGCGCAUUAUGAAAGUGUGCCAGUCCACGGAACAGAUUCCCAAGCUCCUCAACUUGUGGAGAAUAAAAAACCGAGACCAAGACUCCAUCAAAGGCCUGAUGUAUGGACUGAAGCACCUGAAGGCAUACCACUUCCCCAAGACGACGCUUCAAGGCCUCCGGAAGGUGAUCAAGUCCCUCCGCAGCGCCACCAUGCAAAAAUUAUACCAAAAGCUUUUCUUAGAAAUGCUGGGAAACCAGGCCCAUUUGGUGAAAGGGAAAUCGGUGUAGUUUCCCCUGUCUUCUCUUUCAUCCUUCAC
This is a messenger RNA of Euleptes europaea (tarantolino), 1271 nucleotides long. RefSeq names its product TNF receptor superfamily member 11b (gene TNFRSF11B). NCBI's taxonomy places the organism in Eukaryota, Metazoa, Chordata, Lepidosauria, Squamata, Sphaerodactylidae. Gene Ontology annotation, molecular function: protein binding. The record is from RefSeq and is a predicted model, not a curated record. The transcript is spliced from 5 exons. Gene Ontology annotation, biological process: signal transduction. The coding region runs from base 58 to 1242 and encodes 394 amino acids.